AUGCAGUUGCAAUCGCAGGCUAUCCUACAUAGAGAUGCCCAACUAAAAUUUCUAGACUGUUUUAUCCAUGAUGAUCCGGCCCUCUCACCUUCCAACCUAAUUGUGCAUGGCCCUAGGAGUUCUGGCAAGACAAGCGCACUCAAGCACUAUUUCAGCACACAUACGGAGCUACUACAUUGCUGGAUAAAUGCUAUAGAGAUGGUCACUGGUAAACCCUUUGCACAGCAUAUAGCAGUCAAGGUUUCUAGACAACUACGAGAGAGCUUUCCACUACAGCCUCGAACUGAGCACGAUCCGUUGAGUGCAGAGGAUUUCUCUCUUUUGGUAAAGUUCCUUUACAACCUGUUUUCUGAAUAUGAAGCAUUGGAGAAAAGACACUGUGUGUAUGUGAUCCUCGAUAACUUCGAUCAAAUUGACGAGCUCGAUGUUGAGCUCUUGCCGAAGUUUUUGAAAAUAGAUGAGCUUUUGCCGAAAUUCCUAAAGCUGGAAAUCCGUUUCAUCCCAGUCAUACAGGCAACAUCAUUUUUGCACCAUUACUCUACUUAUAAUAUUCCAACUGUUGUAUUUCCGAGGUAUAACCUUCAUGAGACUAGGGAUGUUGUGCAUUACGUGAAAGAUGUAGAACUUAGUACCUCUACGCAACUGGUAUCGAAGAUAGAGAGUUAUGAGACAGAAGAAGUCGGUAGGUUAUGUGCGGGUAUUAGCAAGGCUUAUAUUGAUUUGAUAAUAGAAUCAUUCCAUUCGUAUAGCGGGAAUGAUCCUGUACUUCUUAUGGAACUAGUGGAUGCUAAAUGGCUCCAGUAUGUCACUGCUAUCGAUGAAACGAACUAUAAAGAUACACCAGCUCUCUACCGGAGUAAUUUAGACCUGUUCAGACGAACAGGAGAUACUUUUCUGGAACAAGACGACGAAGAAGAUGUAGCUAACUUGGCGAGCAUAAAAUCCAAUUCGGGGCCAGCAUCUUCCGCAGCACAAAAUAAGACAACGGCUUAUGGUCUCUGUACGAUGUCAAAAUACCUUUUGAUUGCAGCCUAUUUGACUUCUUACUUGAAUCCUAGGUUUGAUAGCAAGGUGUUUUCCAAGAAGAGUCACCUUAGAGCUGGUCGCUCAGCUUAUGGUAGACGUAACAAAAUGGAUACAAACCCCCGUUACCUUCAGCCCUCAUUAUUUUCUCUGGAAAGAAUGCUAGCUAUCUUCCAGUCAAUAUAUCCCGUUACUGUUACCAAUGAGAUACAUUCAGACUGUAUACAGAAUGAACAGCACAUGAGAGCUAAUGUCGAAGUUUAUGAAAACCUAGCGGAAUUGAAUUCUUUAAAGUUAAUAACUUCUGCGAUUAACAAGAGUGUUGAUUACCUACAUGAGAAAAUUAAGUGGAAAGUGAAUGUACCAUGGGAAAUUAUUAUAGAAGUUGCCGAUACAAUUGAUUUCGACAUCGCUGAAUAUUUCAGCGAUAUACAUGAAUGA
This is a messenger RNA of Eremothecium gossypii ATCC 10895, 1464 nucleotides long. It is a transcript of the gene ORC5, whose product is annotated as origin recognition complex subunit 5. Gene Ontology annotation, molecular function: DNA replication origin binding. Gene Ontology annotation, cellular component: nucleus; nuclear origin of replication recognition complex. The transcript has a single exon. Bases 1 to 1464 code for a protein of 487 amino acids. Lineage: Eukaryota; Fungi; Ascomycota; Saccharomycetes; Saccharomycetales; Saccharomycetaceae. The record is from RefSeq and is marked provisional. Gene Ontology annotation, biological process: DNA replication initiation; DNA replication.